AUGCCAGGACCGCAGCUUGAGAGGGGCCAGAGUGUGGAACAAGAGUUGCGAUGUUUUCGGGCUUUGAGAUUCUCCUCCACCCUCGUCUGUCCCGUCCUGGAAACGGAGCAGCCCCGUUACAGUCUCUUUUCUUCAGAGUUGUUGCGGAGUCCGCGCCGGGCCUUCAGUGACCUUUCGGCUCGCAGCCCGAGCCCGGAGACAGAAGACAGGAGCUUCGGAGCUUCUUCGGAGCUCCGAAGGCCCGAAAGCCGCCUUCGAGCCAUGACGACGGCGCACCGGCCGACAUGGAAUGCGGCGAUUGCCAGCAACAGCAACCCAGGUGGCAACAUGAUGGUUGCGCAGACAACGAAAAUCAACAACAGAGAUGCGGCGACCUUCAAGAAGAUGAAAUUCCGGCAGGCUGGCCAGGGUCUUCUCGAAGAUCGUGGUUCCAGGGCAGAUCUCACAGAGGACCUGGAGAGAAGAGAGAAGGCAGCCAAGGAUGAGCGAGAAGGGAGAAUCAAGGAGAGGAAACGGCCAUCCCUAGAGGACAAUCCCUUCCCUGAGGACGCUGACGAGGAACUCCCUAGUGAGGACGAGAAGGAAAAAGAGGCAGAGAACGAAGAUGACGAUGAUGACGACGACGAUGAUGAUGCAGAGGAACUGAUGAGGGAGUUGGCCAAGAUCAAGAAGGAGAGGGAGGAAGAGGAGGAGGCCAAGAAGGCACUUCAAGCCAAGCAGGACAAGCGGGCGCAGAGAGAUGAGGUCAUGAAGGGGAACCCUCUUCUUGCAGAAGGCUCCGACGUAUCGCUGAAGAGGCGCUGGGAUGACGACACCGUCUUCAAGAACCAGGCGCGCACCGCGCCGAAAGUCAAGCAACGAUACAUCAACGACGCCGUCCGCAGUGACUUCCACAAAAAGUUCUUGAGCAAGUACGUUUGGGUGGAUGGUGUGGCACACUGA
Symbiodinium sp. CCMP2592 is the source of this 942-nucleotide messenger RNA. The record is from the annotation of a GenBank genome assembly. Lineage: Eukaryota; Dinophyceae; Suessiales; Symbiodiniaceae.